AUGUCAAAACGAAAAAAGGUCGAAACCGAUGUGAGCUCUCUUGCACCUAAACGGAAGUCAAUUCGGAUUGCGAGGCAAGAGUCGCUUGUGGGAGCCACUAAAGAAGAUAUGGAGGCGCUAAACGCGACCUUCAAAUCGGCUUCCAACGAGAACGAAGUCAUACCUGAUGUUAGAGCCACCAACUUUCCAGAUGCAUACGUUCUCCCAAAUCUCAAACGCCGUAUACUUAGAAAAGAACAUUUAUCUGUUGGUAAAAUUAGCGGAAUUACGAACGGACACGUCAAAACGUUUAUUAACAAACUGCACAGAGUCGUCGCGAAUGCAGAUCUCACUAUAGGCACAGACGAAUCUAAGACUAACUCAUUAGUAGCUCAUCUGUUAAAUCGUGUUAUUGACUUCGACAAUUGGCCAUUUGCGAUUAGACACGAAGAAUGCUACAGGCUACCCGUUAGUAAUAAAAACGUGUCGGCAAAACCUGAAUUUGUAGUGGAUAUGGAAGGAAUUACUAUGAUUGUCGUAGGGGAUAAGCAUUUGAACAACGUUUCGCCACCUCAUUUUGGGGAAGCGCAAAUGCUUGCCGAGAUACUUGCCUGCGGAUAUGAAAAUGUGCGUCUCUCUCGUGCAAUUACGGAUCAGACCAUAUUAGCUGUUCGUAUCAUCUUCUCGUAUGUUACAUUCUACAAGGCUGAGAUUCCUGUAGCAUAUUGGAAAGAACUUCAGAGGGGCUUACCACGAAAGCAGUCAAUUACAAUUUUAAGAUGGCCGGGGGAGAAUGAUCCAAAGACAGGUCUAGAUUUGGCGAAACCGGUCGGAAGACGUUCAGUUUUGACUGCAUUAAUCAAAAUUCAAGAGAUAAAUCCAUAUAUUUUAGAUAUAAAGGUGAUGCAGAUAUGUGGUCAGAUUCCAGAAGAACUUCGUCACAUUGCUAAUCAGAUAAAGUAA
This is a messenger RNA of Acaulospora colombiana, 942 nucleotides long. The record is from the annotation of a GenBank genome assembly. Lineage: Eukaryota; Fungi; Glomeromycota; Glomeromycetes; Diversisporales; Acaulosporaceae.